Acanthopagrus latus (yellowfin seabream) is the source of this 2744-nucleotide messenger RNA. It is a transcript of the gene slc25a1a, whose product is annotated as solute carrier family 25 member 1a. NCBI's taxonomy places the organism in Eukaryota, Metazoa, Chordata, Actinopteri, Spariformes, Sparidae. Gene Ontology annotation, biological process: mitochondrial citrate transmembrane transport. The transcript has 9 exons. The record is from RefSeq and is a predicted model, not a curated record. Bases 145 to 1236 code for a protein of 363 amino acids.
UGAGUAAUGGCAUUAGACGGCGCGCUGAGCCAAUGGCCUGCCCCAUCACCUGACCACUCUUUGAAUAUUGAUGCUCCCUCAGCGCCUCUCUGUGUUGUUGUUGUCUGACAUUGACAUUUUUUUUUUGUUGUUACAACCACCGACAUGUCCUCGCUGCUGAAGCCGUUCUCGGUGUGUGAGGGGCCGUGCGAGAGCUGCGGUGUCAGGCGAGGAUGCCCGGGCUCGGCUCCGCAUCAUCAGCCUUCAUCCCGGCGUCUGGCCGCCGCCGCUGCCGCCGCCGCGGGGCCGGGCUCUCUGCCGGCCCACCAGCGCUCCUACGCGGCGAGGAGAAACCUGGCGGCGGCUGCGAUCGGAGGGAGGAAACUGACGCAUCCUGGAAAGGCCAUCCUUGCAGGUGGCAUCGCAGGAGGAAUCGAGAUCUGCAUCACCUUCCCCACAGAGUACGUGAAGACCCAGCUGCAGCUCGAUGGGAGAGCCAACCCCCCGAGAUACAGAGGGAUCGGUGACUGUGUGAAGUUGACUGUGCAGGAUCACGGGCUCAGAGGGUUGUAUCGAGGUCUCAGCUCCCUGCUGUAUGGAUCAAUACCCAAGUCUGCAGUGAGGUUUGGCACGUUCGAGAUGCUCAGCAACCCGAUGCGAGACCACACGGGCCGGCUAGACAACACGCGGAGUCUCCUGUGCGGCUUAGGAGCAGGUAUAGCGGAGGCCAUUGUGGUGGUCUGCCCCAUGGAGACGCUCAAGGUGAAGCUGAUCCACGACCAGUGUUCCCUCAGACCGCGCUACAGAGGCUUCUUUCACGGCGUCAGCGAGAUUAUCAGAGAACAGGGUGUGAGGGGGACGUAUCAGGGUCUGACAGCAACUGUGCUGAAACAAGGAACCAAUCAGGCCAUCCGGUUCUAUGUGAUGAACUUAUUGCGCAAUUGGUACAAAGGUGACGACCCCAGAAAGGAAAUGCACCCGAUUGUCACAGCGAUGUUCGGAGCGACGGCGGGAGCUGCCAGCGUCUUUGGAAACACUCCUUUAGAUGUGGUGAAGACAAGGAUGCAGGGUCUGGAGGCUCACCGCUACAAAAACACAGUGGACUGUGCCUUUCAGAUCUUGAAGCAGGAAGGACCUCAGGCCUUCUACAAAGGAACAGUGCCGAGGCUCGGCCGUGUCUGCUUGGAUGUGGCCAUAGUCUUCGUCAUCUACGAGGAGGUAGUCAAACUACUCAACAAUGUGUGGAAGACCCAGUAGGCGGACGGGAGCCCGAGGUCCGGAAGGGGAAGCACGGAGCAGUGCCUCAUGCUACGCACAACUGAACACCUCUACUCAACUUCAUACGAGCUCUCUGCAUCGCCCUGAGCUGAUGACAUGUCACCUUUUACGACUUUCUGCUCUGUUGUUACCUUACAUAAAUGAUUUACAGGACAUAUCCAGGGAGGGAUCAGUUUGGUAUUUUUCUCUUCCGUCUCUCGAGCGGGCGGACUGCAGAGUCAUUCUUUCAUUUUGAAGGACAGGAAGAGGCUAAGUCAAAUGACCAAAUUCAAGUUUCUUGAGGGUUCUAACCAGAAACGUAAGUGAUUUAGAGACAGACAUGCGUUAUUAACCAAAGGAUCAGACUAGAGAGAGGAAAAACUAACUGGGGAAAAAAGGGAAAUUACACGUCUGACGUUUUAGCUUUCUAUGACUGUUGUUAACCGUAACAUGACGUAGAGUGAACACUUUGUACUGAAACCGUAAAUGUGUCUUCUGACUCACUGAGUACUUAUUAACUGAGCGGAGAACGCUACUGGACAUAAACCAAGCUCGCUGUAGUACUUAAAAAAAAAUAAUCCGUGCAGUACAUCAAACACAAGUCGGUGUUGUGAUUGCUUUCUCGCCCCCGCUCGCGGUCUCGUCGCACAACAUCCGCUGUACUGGUGAUGAUGACGAACCUUCGAUACUGUUCAUUGUGCAUUUUGUGGCCUCUGCCGACAACAAGUAUCAGUAUGGCUGCAUGAAUCUUGACGUAGCGUCCCGUCGCGCCGACGCAAGCAAAUCCAUAUGUAGCACUAUCUUUACAUGCAGACAAUGAAAGCUGAGAGUUUGUUAACAGAUUUGAAUGCUUCACUCAGAGCCUCAGUCUACAGUGAAUCCACUCCUACUACACGAGAUGUAAACAUGUCCCGACUAUGUAAGCCAUACGACUUCAGCGCUCACUCAUCAAGCUGUCCUCUAGUCACUUUUAAUAUUCUUUGUUUACCUCAAGCUAACCUGCGCCGGGAGCUUUUCGAAACGCUAACUCUGUAUUAGUCGUCUUUGACUGCACUCAUUCUUGGCCGAUAUAGUGUUUACAUAUACGAUGAAGGACACUGGACGUGUCAGAGGCUGGAUCACGUAACAAGCGGCUAACUUUUAAGCAAGGCUCGGUUUUGAUCGCACCACACAGCCUUUGCACAGAAGCCUUUUACUCCCCUUUGCCAAACCACUCCAGUAGAACCCAGUGUAACAUCCCUGAUAGGAGAAAAUCUUUACUCCAUUUUAAAUAGAGUGCAACAGAAAGUAUUGUUUGAUCUUUAUGUCUCUACCUUUUUAAUUUCAUUUACGAAAGCACAUUUGUACUGUUUAGACUUGUGUUUUAUGCUUUGCUGCUUUUUUCUGAACAGGCAUGUGUACCUCAUCGUACAGCAUAUCAGAGUCAGUGUGAUCCUGUUGGUCAAGAGUCAUGUUUGGACAUAACAUGGUUUCACUGGUUUCAAUAAAAUUGUCAUUAACAAACCUGA